GCCAUUGGCAUUGGGUCUUGCCUCCCUGGAGGUUAUCUGGUGCCUGUAGGAGGCCCGGCUGACUAUGUCCACGUCCACAGAGGUGGCGGGCAGGUUCCUGGUGUCGGAGACCUCCACGCACUUGCUAGUGUUUGGCAUGGAGCAGCGGCUGCCGCCUAACAGCGAGCUGGUGCAGGCCGUGCUGCGGCUGUUCCAGGAGCCGGUCCCCAGAACUGCCCUCCGGAGGCACGAGAGGCUGUCCCCAUACAGCGCCCGAGCCCGGGUCACCAUCGAGUGGCUGAGAGUCCGCGAGGACGGCUCCAACCGCACCGCCCUCAUCGACUCCAGGCUGGUGUCCGUCCACGAGAGCGGCUGGAAGGCCUUCGACGUGACGGAGGCCGUGAACUUCUGGCAGCAGCUGAGCCGGCCGAGGCAGCCGCUGCUGCUGCAGGUGUCGGUGCAGCGGGAGCACCUGGGCCCGGGGACGUGGAGCGCGCACAAGCUGGUCCGCUUCGCAGAGCAGGGGCCGCCGGGCGGCGAGGGGCGGGGCGAGCCGCAGCUGGAGCUGCACACGCUGGACCUCAAGGACUACGGAGCUCAAGGCAAUUGUGACCCCGAGGCCCCGGUGACUGAAGGCACGCGAUGCUGUCGUCAGGAGAUGUACCUGGACCUGCAGGGGCUGAAGUGGGCCGAGAACUGGAUCCUAGAACCUCCAGGUUUCCUGACUUACGAGUGUGUGGGCAGCUGCCUGCAGCCACCGGAGUCCCUGACCAUCAGGUGGCCGUUUCUGGGGCCGCGGCAGUGCAUUGCCUCCGAGAUGACCUCCCUGCCCAUGAUUGUCAGCAUCAAGGAGGGAGGCAGGACCAGGCCUCAGGUGGUCAGCCUGCCCAACAUGAGGGUGCAGAAGUGCAGCUGUGCCUCGGAUGGGGCGCUCAUUCCCAGGCGGCUGGAGGAGCCAUAGGCGCGGGUGUGGCUGCCCCAAGGAUGCGACGUUCGUGUAUAUCUGAAGUACCAGGAGAGAGGGGGAUUCUGAAUCCUUGCUGUCUCCUAACCAGCCUCAUCCCUAAAUUUUACCUUCAAGGAAUGUGACUCGCUGGCCACUAGAGGGCCCGACCUAGUCGUCUCUGUCCUUCAUCUUGUUCACUGCACUAUAUGCUAAGCACUUACAUGGAUAGUUACUGUAAGCCAAGGGCAGAAUUCCUAAUUGUCAUUGUUCCCUCAACCUGUCACUGGAUCUUGACUGAGCCCCAGUCUUGACUCUGGACCUAAGACCCAAGUGUAUCAAACAUGCUGGAUGUGAAUAAAAUGUUUUGUUUUGUAA
Meriones unguiculatus (Mongolian gerbil) is the source of this 1300-nucleotide messenger RNA. RefSeq names its product left-right determination factor 1. Bases 65 to 940 code for a protein of 291 amino acids. Gene Ontology annotation, cellular component: extracellular region. Gene Ontology annotation, molecular function: growth factor activity; cytokine activity; transforming growth factor beta receptor binding. Gene Ontology annotation, biological process: SMAD protein signal transduction; BMP signaling pathway. The transcript is spliced from 3 exons. The record is from RefSeq and is a predicted model, not a curated record. Lineage: Eukaryota; Metazoa; Chordata; Mammalia; Rodentia; Muridae.